Pocillopora meandrina is the source of this 14000-nucleotide messenger RNA. The record is from the annotation of a GenBank genome assembly. Lineage: Eukaryota; Metazoa; Cnidaria; Anthozoa; Scleractinia; Pocilloporidae.
GUUUGUACGCUGGUUCCACACUUCAUAGCUUGAAGGUAUCUCCUCCAAAGGAUUGUUUAGAGCAGGAAAAGGAAUCAAAACGUAGUAGUAGGCCAAGAAGAGGAAGCGAUCUUCCCUCUUCCAUCGGGAAAUCGCCAAUUUGCUAUCCACACUUACCAUGGACUCUGUGGAAGUAAGUAAUGAGUAGAGAUCACGUCAAGCAUGCUGUUGUUGUCGUUACGUACGGCAAGCACUCGCCUCUGUGCAAACAUACUCGCAGUCUUAGGCUUAUUUCGUCGCCUUUUCAUCUUUUAUACUUCAGGCAAAAAGGCCAGGUAUUAAUCCUGCCCCUGCUACCAGUCAUCCAGACCCAUUUAAUCGAAAGUCUGUGAGGAAACCGCAGAAAUCUCAACAGAAAAAGCAGCAAGGAUCGUCAAGGUUUCGGUCUAAACCAAGCUUUGAAAUUCAACCUCUUGGUGCUUUGAAAGGUGGGUGGCAAACUGACCGUAAAGCAGACCUCAUUCCUCGUUGGUUAACUCUUACAUAUUUUAAAUCUAAAUUUUUAUCCUAAAUAACCGUUUUGUUUACAAACCAGACGCAUCGCCAGCCGAGCAGCAGGAAUUGUUCAUCAAGAAACUACAGCAGUGCUGUGUAGUCUUCGAUUUCAUGGAUCCAGUUAGUGAUCUAAAGGGGAAAGAGAUUAAGCGAGCAUGUUUAAACGAACUUGUGGACUAUAUUGCAUCGGGUCGUGGAGUCCUCACUGAGCCGGUGUAUCCAAAAAUAAUCGAAAUGGUGAGUGAGGGUCAAAAAUAGCGAUUUGUCUUAGUGUAUUGUAGGAAAUAUCGGGGAGAGAGGAUGGUUGUAUGCCCACAGUUACACAGUGCAAGCUAAAUUGGUUUGCGUCUAUCUUGUGAAGGCGUAGGGCCCUUAAACUUUCAUAUGUCCAGCUCUCAGCAGUACAUCUUUCUCUUAUUGCAUAUAUUCAAUGUUUGGAAAUAUCCUUGCGCUUGAAAAAAGAAAAGAACUAGUGUACACCGUGAAUGAUAAUCAGCAUCCGUCGCUAGCCAAUGUUGUUUUACGCAAGGCGUUAAACAAGUUAAGGAACUCACUUUUGACAAAAGAUUCAGGAGUUGAAAUUUAUUGCACAUACAUCAUUACCCGUCAAACUUUGUGAAUGGAAAUGAACUUUGGAAAAUUCUAAAACGCUUCCGGACAGUUGCAGCAAAAUGCUGAUAAGUCCUCCACUUUCCUUGCCGGGGUAUUAAAUAUGUCUCCCAAUGUAAAUAUCAUUCCCUGCAAUGUUUGCUUUGUACACUCAACUACGGCUAAAAGUGCAUCUGUGAAUUGUUCCUGUACAUUCCCUCAGGUCUCCCUGCGAGAGCUCAUUUUUUUCAGUCAGUCGAACAGUAUUGAUAAAGAGAUCAGUUUACCUGAUAUUGCCGCAAACAAGGAAUAACCUAGCGAACACGUCUUACGACCAGAGUGUUUGCCAAGUCAUGUCUUGAACUUGUUAUGAUACAAAUCCCUGAGUAAUGAGACAAAUUAAACACUUGGAAGUCACCUUUUUCUCUUUAAACCUCAAUCAUGCUUUUUACCUUUCGAGAUUUUCUGAUUUUUUCUUUACCUCUUUCAAUCAACGAGUAAGAUAUUUACCGGCUGUGGAUUAAUAUUUUUACAUUCAAUUCUUCGCGUGCUUUAUUCUUGUGUUUUAUUGUACUCUUACAAUUUCUCAAGCGAAGUAAUUUGCUGCAGGGUAUUAGUGGCAUACUUCCUUAUUUUAAGUUCUUAAUUUCGAAGAAGUUUUGCAGACAUAAGCGGGGAAACCAUGACCAGUAGUGAUUUUACACUUUCAUAGUGAAUUGCACUGGUUUGUUUACAAGUUACUUUAUAUGUGCAAUUGAGAAUGUUUUGAAGUUAUGGUCAUGUAAUUUGUGUCAGUACAGAUGUCCCUUUAUCCAGAAAUCAAUUUUGGAGAAGAACAUGUACCACAACAAGGCAACAUAAUUUAUAUCUUGCUCUGCAUUGAGCAAAUUGAAAAUAUCAGUGUGUAUAAGCAAUCAAUAUGCUACAAGAUUGAUUCUGAAAAUCAGGUGUUUUCUCAAAUUACAACUAUCUAAUGAAAUUUAUCUCCAAAACUACACUUGAUGUAAUCACUGCAAAAAAUCAUGAAUGAGUGAGGGAUGUUUGAAGUGGAAUAGAUUAUAUCGGAUGGAAAUACAGACAGAUCAUUCAGAGUUAAUACCUUCUGUCCAUAGUAAGGCUUAUCAUGUACUCUGAGAUCAACAAACAUUUUCUCCACUGAAAACACUAAAAUUUUGAAAAAAGAUAUUGGUAAAUAUUUAUUUUGUCUUUCUUGACAGGAAGACCAAUGUCUAUAGGUGUUUUUUUCAGAGGAUAAUUGAUUCCGUGAAAUGAAUUUGUUCACUUCUAAGUCUCCUGAUUUUCAGAGUGAUAAAUUGUUGUUAUGUUUCAUAGCAUUUUUUGGUUAAAACUUUAGUGUUAGAAACUCUCCAUCAAUGCUUUGCACUUGAGGCAAAUGGCUUCAUUGAAUUAUAUGCAAGUAAAAUAAUUAUAAUUGUCCAAAGUAGCUCACAGCUGGUGAACAUAUUGAAUUGUUUGAUAUCACCCACUGCUUCUCUGCUAGGUUUUUAUAAGUAGUAGAUGGUAUUUGGAGUUUAGGUACUUUCAGUUGGCAGCCUGCUCCUUGAGAAUUUCUAAGGAAUUAUGACAAUAUUCACAGAAAUUAUAAUUGAUUGGCUAGACAAAACCAUGCAAUUUUUGGUGCCUAAUAGAAAACUGAUCAAAAAGAUCUUCAUGAGAAAACCAAUAUUACUUUCUUAACAUGUUCUUUUAUCUUAUGGGAAGAGCAUCUAAUUAUUCAACUUGGCUCUGGACUGAGCCAAAUCAAUUCAAAUCAUCUUCAAUAGGCAUACAAAUGGCUUUGUGUUUCUUCAGUUUUAGUUCAAAUGUGUAUCCUAGUGUUUAUGUAACCUCUCCGACUUCGCUACUCUCACCAUGCAGAUCUCCCCCACAUAAGUAAGGAAAGUGUUGUAGUUUAUGAUUUCGAACAACCUAUGAUGAUCCUUAAUACCAGAAUUAUUCGAGUAGGGAACCCUUUACUCAGGAACUACCUCCCUUCAGUACUUCCCAUCAAGUGCUACUCCCUCAGUGCAGUAUCUUGAGUCUCCAAUGAGCAACCACUUCUCUCAAUUUGUCUCUGGCACCAACUUGGUAAUGAGAUGUUCACUGCAACACAGAUGUGUCACCUUGAUCUUGUAGAAUUGCCAUGAAUAGGUGUAUUCUUGAGUAAAUUGUUUUGGCAGUAUAGAUGAAGUUUUUUUAAAGUAUUUGUAUGGUAAGACCAUAGUAUAUGGACGUGUAUUCCCCCUCCAAGCCCUGGUGGGUACUUAAGUGUGUGACAACCUUGGCGAUCUUUUUCUCUUAGAUGUUUAGUGUUUUCUUACCACAAUACAAGAAUGAAUUUCUUUUUUCCAAAUAAUUUUUUAUAUGAGAUUGCAUGCACAUUUACUUAGGUAUUGAUUAAAGAGUUUUUACGAUUUAAAGAUAGAUUAGUGUUUCAAGGAGGAAAGCAAGGUGUGCUAUGUUCUCUAUUUCUCUUUCCCCCCUUCCUGACCAGGCCUGCCUUUCAUUUUGACCUCGUAUAUAAACAACUGUCUGUCCUGUUUUUCUCUAGUGCCCACCUACAGUUGGAUCAGUUGAAAUGUACAUAGAAAAAUUGUGAAAUUACCAAAAAUGCACAAAUACCUAAAUUUCAGAGUAAAGAACAAAGAACUUUUUAGAAGCUCAAGCAUUAGCUUACACUAAAAUUAUCAGCUGGUGAUGUUCAUCACAUCAGCUGUUCAGGUUAUUUACCCCGUCAUUUUAUCGGCUGGUUUUUUUGUCAGCCUGGAUAAACAUACAUUAUAUUUUCACCUCCUGAUUUUCCUUGGUCCCAAAACAAGUGAUGUGUAAUGCUUAUUCUAAGAGUUUAAUUUUUGAAGCUUGAGGGAAAUCUUUGUUUUCUCAUCAACAUUGUGGCUUGUUUAUCAGCAAUGCAAGAAAAAUGGGGCGUUACAGGUAGAUGGGUUAAAUUGAAAGGAAUCAAAAAUGGGACAUCUGAGCAACCUCAAAAGAAAAGGUCCAUGCAACUUUUUUUCCCAAGGGUAAUUUUUGAAGUGUCAAUCAAGAAGCUUGACAAAUCUUGUUUGUAUUUAAGGGAUCGUUAUUGUCACAAAGCAACGGGAAUAAGCAAAAACAUGGUGAUCCAGUCACGUGAUUAAAACUUCCUUUUGUGCCUUAAUAGGUUGAUGCAAACAUUUUUCGUACUCUACCACCGUCUGACAAUCCAGACUUUGAUCCUGAGGAAGAUGAUCCAACUCUAGAAGCUUCUUGGCCUCAUUUGCAGGUGAGAUCUAUAUUCAUGUUCAUUGUAAGCUGGUCAAAGCAGUAUGUUUUUAUCCUGGUCUGAGGUACAUGCAAUUUUUUCAAGUUACUUUGGUAGUUUUAUACUUGUUCCAACGUGCUCUGGAUUAAAGUGGUCCAGGUUUGAGCCCAUCCUGAGGUCAGUGCAUCUAUUCUUAGAAACAUUUCCCUUUCUCGAGGUCUCAUUUAGUAGUAAAAGUUUGUGGGUUUCACAUAAUUAUUAGUUAGCUGGUGACAGUAUUUGACAUACCUUCUGAUAUGUACUAGUUAGCAUUUUAGCCAAGAGAGACGUUAAAACUCUCCAGUUGCUUCACAUGUGGGCUAGUUUAUCAAGAUUAUGAACUUUGUUUCUGAGGAGUUUAGGCCAAAUGUAAUGAGUGCUUUUUGGAAAAGGUAGAAUUUGUCUUUCUUGGAAGGAAAUCUCUAUAUAUUGGUUUCCCUUGAAGGGCAAACAUUGGAAGAAGCAGCAAUUUAGCAAAAUUGAUUUUAAGAAUAGUGAUCCUUUAACAGGAUGACAAAUAAUGACCUUGAAAAAUGCAGGGAAGAUGUUUUGUUCAAACUAUGAUGUACCUCUGUAAAAAUUUUAAAAAAAUGUGUUUUGAGACAAAAGGGUGCACUGCUGAAAUAUUGUUACCAUUUUUUUUGCCAUUAGAAACUCUCCCAAACUAUGAUUUUUUGUGUAUUUUCCAAAGUAAAGAUAAAGAAAUAAUACCCUUUUACCAAAAAUUCUCUGUACAGUUACAUCAAUUUGUUUUCACUUGUUGAAGGCAUAAUGGUGCAUGUGAAAAAAUUUAUUUCAGUGACAUUUUGAAGAAAAUAAUGUUUUAAGUUCAACUCCUGUGAUUUUUAUGUAUAUUCUUUGGCUUUUAGAUAUUGAUUUAAGUGGCAUAACAGAUUUGUUGGUUUUUAUUUGGAAAUUGUAAUGUUUCCUCAGUAUUUACUCUCUAAAUUUACAUUUUAAUUAUUUUGUACAAAAAUUUCAUUCACAUCUGAGGCAGAGCACUUUGAAAUGUGAUUGUCUUGAAUUUUGAAAUGGCAGCCAAAUAAAAUAUGUUUCUGUUAGCUGGACAUCAAACUGAUGUUACUUUUUUUAUCCUUUUUAAUAUUAUGUGUGAUAUUUAUUCAAGGUGUGAUAUUUAGGUGGUUCUCUUCUCCUGUAAUAAUUUACAUACCACUUGUGAUUAAAAUGUCACUUUGGGUGUAUGAUAAUCCAACAUUAAAUGAAAUUGAUCCUACAUUCUACUUAGGAACAUCGUCUUGGCACUAAGAAAAAAUCUUGUGGGAAAGAUUUAACAAAUAAAUAGGCAAAGAAAAACUACUUUACAGUUAGGGCCAUUUUUUUCUUUUGCUGGUUCUAGGAGGGUUACAUUUGUUUUAUUUAUUAUGAUAUAUUUUGAGUUCACCAACUGUAUGUCUAGCUUGACAAAAUUUACAGUAGUUCCAACUACACGAUUGAGAUGUCUCAUCGCAAGGAGUUCCUAAUAAAAGCAGUUGAAGUUUAAUUAAUCACAUUGAUGUUAAUUUUUUCUUGGCUGUAAAUUCCAAAUUUUGGAGGGUUGUAUCAAGUGAGAUAAUUCCAUGUUUAAUUAUAUUUCUGCCUACAUAAGUAAUUACAUGUUUGCUUGUAUUCUUAUCGUGAUAAAGUGCAACAAGAUGGAAAAAGAACUUUAACAUUGUUGAUAUUAUUUGCCUUUGCCCUUUUUUCGAAAAUCACAAUGUCCACAUUAGAUGCCUUUUUCCAUCCCCGGAAUUUUCCUUCAGUUUACAUUUAAGUAUAUUUGAAAUUUCUAACCAGGAGGUACUUUAUUAAUUGUUGUUACUUAGCUGAUCAUAAAAUUUUUAAAUCACAAAGGGCAAAAUUUCCCUGUUGAUAUCCAGUAUGAUAAAUGAUCACUAAUACAAAACUUGAAGAAUAGAUUGAUAAUUAAGGUAUUCUUCUCUCUUCUAGUGUGUGUGUGUGUUUGUUAGGUUUUUUUGUUUUCCCCAACAACCUUGUUUUUUAUGUUUUAAUUCACUCUAAAUGAAAAUGAUUAUUUAUUCUCUGACCUUUCUAAGCUCCUUGGAGAAAGUACAGGAAUAACCUUGCUUCCCAUUUUCUUUUCACUGUUUUGCAGAUAGUCUAUGAAUUCUUUCUUCGCUUUCUGGAAUCUGCUGAGUUUCAACCCACCAUUGCCAAAAAACACAUUGAUCAGAAGUUUGUUCUACAGGUAAAACUUCUUUACUACAAGUCUUUUCUCUGUCUUUUGUACAAAUCUGGUGAUUUUAGUACUGAGAAUCCAGUGUUAAUUCAAAAAGUCCCCUUGUUGAUAUUUUUCUUUCCUCUUGUUACCUUUAUCCUGUGCUGAUGUUGUAAGGAGAAAUUGCAAUCAGGGAGUGACGGGGUAAAGACGACUUGUAAAGACGCCUCGUUUUGACUUACAUACAGACUUCAAGCAAUACCACUGAAUAAAGACAUUAAAAAAAGCUAUGGGGGCAUUAUGUUAGUUUAAAUUCAUUACCAGUCGAUGGGUGUGGGCUCAUUUAAGGUUAUUGUUUGUCAAAGGCAAUCCUGUAGCAGGAGCUCCCCUAGUAGAAACUGCUAACUGGCACCAGCAUACUUGAAAGAUAAUGGUAGAAAAGUACUCUGGCAACUAGAUAUGAGCCAAUUCAAGUGUUUGUAAAGCCUAUGAGUGAAAAAGACUGUGUGAAAUGCAGGAAAUUCAAGAUCAGCUUUAAUUUCCCUGAGGACUCGUAAAAAUUCUCCCUCAUUGAAAGCAGCAGCUGUUGACAACAUUGGCUCAAGAUUGAGUCAGGCUCAUUUACAUUGCUCACAAUUUCUUAAAACUUUAUGGAUAGAGUUAUUUCCACUUUCGAAAAUAUUCUGCUGAUAAUAUAUAAUUUUUUCUUUGUAUUUUGCUAUGUAGCUUUUAGAACUCUUUGAUAGUGAAGAUCCUCGUGAAAGGGAUUUCCUCAAGACUGUGCUUCACAGGAUAUAUGGGAAGUUCCUUGGACUUAGAGCAUACAUCCGAAAACACAUCAAUCACAUAUUUUUAAAGUACGUGCACAAACUUUUUUGGCAUCUUUUGGUGGUUUGUUUUCUCAAUUCAUGGUGAAGUGUAAUGUUUUGUCAUUGCUUGAAAAGGGUUUGAGAAUUUGAUUUAUGUUGUGUUGCAGAUUUGUUUAUGAGACAGAACACUUCAAUGGGGUGGGAGAACUGCUUGAAAUCUUAGGAAGGUGAGUUUGAUAACUAUUCAUGUUUCUGUAACCUUCACAAAUCAGCUUCUCUUUUACCUUUUUUAAUUUUUUUUUUUUCGUUUUACGAUGCAACUUGAAUCAUUGGCUGAAGUUUUCUGAUACAUGAAAGGAGCAUCAUUUUUAAGAGGAGAUUAUAGAUGAAAGAUAGAGGAAAAAACCUAUGUUAUUUUGAUCAUUUACUUGUAUGGUACAUUCAGUGACAGAGCUAGAUUUUUACUCAAAUCUGUGUAACAAGUUAAGGCUGGAUAAAGCUUGGUAUUGUGGACAUAGAUAGAGUGAAACAGCUCAAAAGUUUACGUUUAUGGUUUGCUUAAUCUAAAGUUGAACAUUUGAAUUUGUCUGAGUGAAGAUGGAUGGUUGAGUUAGAUUUAGCCAUGUUCAAUUUAUUGGAAAACAAAAAUGAUUUAGUACUCAGUGAUAGGAAGAUUGUCUGUGUUUAUUUUUCAGCAUCAUUAAUGGAUUUGCACUCCCUCUUAAGUCUGAACACAAGAUGUUUUUAAACCGUGUGUUGAUUCCUCUUCACAAAGUCAAGUGCUUAGGCCUCUACCAUGCACAGGUGAGAAAACAAGAAAACAUCUAAGGAACCUUGAACAGACACCUGAAAGUUGUUGUUGAUUCCUUGUUGCACACUGGGACAGAUGAUGAAAUAUUUUCUAGCAUUCAUUACAUGGUUGCUUGUAAAUCAGUGCUUCUUUGCAUAAGAUACAUUAACACAAAGGAAUUACUUGAUGUUAUUUAAACAUAAUAUAGCCGUCUUCUAGACUUUGUAUAGCCAUGGCAGUGGUUUUACCUGUCAAAUCCCUCUUCACCUUUUCACUCGCAAGAUCUCAAUAUAAAUUAUCCACUUUAUACACCAUAGGCUUUUCAUAAUUGUACAGCUCCGAGAAUUUGUUUAGAAAUCAAACAAUAUUCUUCGGAGAUAGUUUUCCUUCUUGUCAUCUCUUUCUGUUUUAAAAUUUUUUUGAUACUGUAUGAGGAAAUUCCUCUUUGGUCAAAUUAGUAAUGAAAGGUCUAAUUUUCAUGCAGGCAUCGAUGCAUCAUAACAGGAAAAGAAGAUUGCUUACUUCUGUUUUAUUCAUUCUUGAGUAAUGAUAAGCUUAUCAAGAUAAAGGUUUCUGCAAAUCAAAUUAGGAUUGUUGCACAACUUCUAUCAUUAAACAUUUCCUUUGGCUGGAACAUCAUACAGGUGUUAGUUCUACUUAAAAAAAAAUAAUCAGACUGUUUGUGGUACCCUGUUUGUUGAUGUACCCUUUUGGUUAUUUUUACUUAUCUUUCUUGUUUGUCUGUUGAUUUCAGUUAGCGUACUGUGUUGUUCAGUUCUUGGAAAAGGAUGCCACACUUACAGAAAAUGUGAGUAUUUUUAAAUGGGAAUUUUGAUUUUUCUGGUGUUUUCAGAGGUAAUGUCUUUUUUUUUAUGUGAUGAAAGAUAAUGAUGUUCAUUCAUGAGUGAGCUUUCUGCAUACAUGGAGAAGUUUUGGAGAGUUCAUUCGUAACCCUUUAACUCCCAUGAGUGACCAAGACAGAAUUUCUCCUUACAAUAUCAUUACAAUAUCGACCAGAUAAGUGAUGAGAAUGAAGAAAAAUAUCAAUUUGGGGAUAAAUAGUUGAUCCAAUACUAAAUUUGCUGAACUAACAUCAUAGGAAUUGUAUUGUUGACAGUGAGGAGAAUUACAAAUUGGAUCUGGGAGUUAUAGGGUUAAAGUGUGACAGUUUUGCUCUCACCUCUUGGUUUGGAAACAGGGAAAAGGUCCAACACUAAUGGGUGACUAGGCUUGUUAGUGACUGUAGAAUCAGUAUGCACAUUCUUCUCCACGUUUCCUACAACACUGACUGGGAGAAUUUGUUUUAUGAUCAUGAGCUUGUUUAGAUGGUGAUUACUUCCCUCAUUCUCAUGGCCUCAAUGUCUCAUUUACCAGAGAUACUUCAAUAUUAGUCAUCCUUAGAGGUUUAAGUGUUAGAUCUGUCUGUUUCUUACAGGUUGUUUUAGGCUUAUUGAAAUACUGGCCAAAAACAAGCAGUCAAAAAGAGGUGAGGAGGAGCCUAUUGUAUCAGUGAAAUCCUUUUCUCUUUUCAAACAUCUAGUAGGGUCCUCAAAGGAAGAUUGUUUAGUAAUUGUUGUCUGUAGAUUGGGUUAUUUGUCUACCAGAAUUUCUACUCUGUAUUGCAUAACCUGUGAGAUGUUGACAAUUUUUUCAGUGUAAACAACCAUGUAAUUCAACAUGUACACUCAUUUCCUAGUUACAGUGUACAUGAGAAACUUCCCUUGUAGUCAUCUGUAGAUUUGGAAAGCUUGUGCAUGUUCCAAGUUAAGCUUAGUACUGGCCAUGUGUUGGAAGAAUUCUGGAAAGUUAUGCAAACAUUAGACCGUCUCAGGUUUGCAUAACUGUUUCCUAACCUCCUUGGUUUGUUGACGAGGCCAUGUAAACAAGGAAUCAGUCUUCUUCUGCAUAACUUGUAGAUAAUCAACUUAGUAAGGUGCAGCUUAGCAGUUUCUCUAGCGACAAAUAACUUAAUUUAUUUGAUCUUCUUUGCUCCCUGUUCAUACAAAGGCAUUCCAUUCGUAUUAUAGGUGAUGUUCUUAGGCGAGAUUGAAGAAAUUCUAGAUGUAAUAGAUCCAACCCAGUUUCAAAAAGUAAUGGAACCGCUGUUUAAAACUAUCGCAAGAUGUGUGUCAAGUCCUCAUUUCCAGGUAAGUAUGCUGGGAACUUAAGCCUGCAAGCAGGCAGUCAGCGGUGCAGUGCCUUGAACAGCGCAGCAGCGAGAGACGAAGCAGCUCGUGUUGUAGGAAGUGCAUGUCAUUCUCGUGUGUGCCAGUAAAGACCUCCACAAUUGUGCUAAUGGGCGAGACGUGAAAUUGAUCUAAAGUCUCGCCCUUGGGAAUCCGGCUGUCGACAAGACUGCUUAGAUUAUCUCUGUUCAAAUACAACAAUGCAGCCAAAAGCAAGGAUUACGCCCAAUAACAAAGGGAGUGGCGUCUCACACGCUGUGAGAAUUUUGUCAAACCUUUCUAGUAAGCUGUUAAUGCUGUAGCAAGGCAAUUUGCACAUGCGCAACUAUUCCCUAUUAGGGCAUCACGACUGCGUUUACAAACCUCUUCUAAAUUCACCCAUCGUAGGAUUGUUUCCUUAGCUUCACCGUGAAUGAGUCCAAACUUUCCGAGUAAAAGUCAGUGGCAAAUUAGCAAUAACAACAACAACAGAAACAAAACAAUAAUUUAAACGUAGCAUGUUACCGUAUUCCUUUCAAGGGAAAUAAUUUUUUUUUGGGGGGGGGGGGGGCUAACUCCAGCCUGAAGGGAAAAGCCGGUGAUUUCUCGUAAGCGCGCACAGUUUACGCGUAAACCAGGCAUAGUAAGGAUGUGCAAUGCAAAAUAGCCUUAAAACUUGGGGGGUCGGGAGAAUGGACACAGACUCUACUAGUGGCCUCUCUAAAGAAAAAUAACUCGUGACACGUUUUCUCUAUUUACUUUUCAGGUCGCCGAGCGAGCGCUUUACUUCUGGAAUAACGAAUAUAUUAUGAGCCUUAUUGAAGAAAACUCGAAUGUCAUCUUGCCGAUCAUGUUUUCAUCCCUCUAUAGGAUAUCCAAAGACCACUGGAAUCAGUAAGUGUUAGAACCAUUGUGACGCUGUUAUUAUCGUGUACUCUCUUCUUUGUGCGGGCUGCGUGGAAUCGUUUCAAGUUUCGGGAUCGUUUCCCUUUAAUCCUUAACCUCCAAGCGUCGUUAAUCUUGUUGAGAAGGAUUAUUAUAAACAAUUUAAUGUGUCUGGCAACAAACUUAUACCACACCUCUUGACUUAAGACUCGAGUUGUUAAGGUACACGCCAAUUCAAUUUUCUGGCGCAGUCGUGGUGCGGGAGACUGAGGUAUUAGUGAUGAGGAUCAAUAUCCUUAACACCGAGCUGUUUUAUAGCUGACAACCAUAUCGAGAAAAGGUAUUCCCGGCUUAAAGCGCAACCUCAGGAAGGCGUGUUAAAAUCCUAGACAAACCCUUUUGGAUUUUUUAUCCUGGAUUAUUGCUAAUCACUCUUUAAAAAAACAACAACAACAGACAUCAAAGAUUAACAAUCAGCACGGGUGCUGGUGUCAAUCUUUGUCUGAUUCUCCGCUAACGAAGUGUCGUUACAUUAGUAGUUGAAAUUUAAACGAGGAGGGUUUGAGGUUUCACGGUUUUGACGCUGAAGUUGUUCCUGAGUCUGUCGCAAUUCGUGAAAAAUCAACCUUUCAAGUAAUCAGCAGAAAAGUGAUAAUGAUAUGCGUUCGUUGACUUGAAUUGAUUGAUUGAUUGAUUGAUUGAUCGAUCGAUGAUUGAUUGACUGACAUUGAUUGAUCGGUUGAUGACUGAUCUUUUGAUUGUCUGAUUGAUCGACUUAUAGCGAGAAAUUAAUAGCUCUCGUGUUGUUAUUUAAUUUGCUUUGUGUCACCAUUUAAUAUUUCUUAGUGCAAUAAACCAGAUGAUAAAAAGCGCUAAAUGCCGAACUGGCUUCUUUUCCUUUAUAGGACCAUCGUGGCCCUCGUUUAUAACGUUUUGAAGACCUUCAUGGAAAUGAAUUCAAAACUGUUUGACGAGCUAACAUCUUCGUAUAAAAGCGAUAGACAAAAGUAAGAGUAGUUUCUUAUUUUAUAAUGGUUUAUGCGUUUUCCUCUGGCAGGAGCCCAUUAAGUGAUGGACUCCUGCCAGAGGAAAACGCUGAACAAUGGGCUCCAGCUUCUGGUUAUUUUUUUCUAUUGUUUUUGGUGAUAAAAAAGAAAUGGAACAAGGCAGUGAUUAAGAGCUGAUUCGUAAUUCUACUUUCAAGCUUGAAAGAUACAUGCAGAAAUUUCAGCUUGAGAGCGUGUGAAUUUGUCCAAACAGAAUAGGAAGUUGAAAUUGAGUGCAGAGGGUUAAGGUAGUAAUGUGUUAUUGAAUUCUUAUCUUAUGAAUUUUUUUUUCAACAUGGUUUAAAAAAAAACGUUUGAGAUGUAAAAUAUGAAAUAUAAAAUGUGAUAAAUUCAGUGAAUGAACUCAGAGAAUAUGGUUACUCAACCUACCUUCACGAUUAGACUGGUUCUAAAUUUUUGUUUUGUUUUGUUUUGUUUUCAUUUGAAAAGGGAAAAGAAAAAAGAGAAAGAAAGAGAUGAGCUAUGGAAGAGACUUAGUAAGUUGGAAUUAGAUUCCAAAAACAAGUCAACUUCCUCGGUGUCCAGUCCCGCGGGUUCCAGCCUUAGUAUCUCGACCAGUUCGGGAUCCGGGUCAGCGACGAAGAGCUGAGCUAGCGGUCAGACCUUCUCCGACAUUUUGAUUUGUGUGACAGUGUUUUUGCAACACUCCGUUCACCAGUGUCUGAAAGAAAUUAUUAAUUUCCAAUUUGAGGAAGUUGAACUUCGACUUGCCACACGUUCUUCGAGAAAGCACGAAAGAAUUUAUUAAUUUAAGAUGUCGUAUAUUGUUCAGACUACUUGAGAGUUGUUGCGUACCCGUCUGUUAAAAAAAGUAGUUACCUCGGCGGAGGUCGGUCGGUGAAAUGAGCUCCGACAAGCGCCAUUUUAUCGUGUAGGUUGUUUAAUGCGCUUUGUCGGCUCACCUACCCGUCGUUGCUGGGCAUGCGCAGUCGAUCCAUGUUCAUAUGGUGGGUGGUCUGGUCUUGUCAUACUUGGUAGCACAGUAACCAUGGUAACGUUUUCUUGUAUAUGACCGGCGUAGAGUGGUGAUUCUCCAUAGCUGGUUACCCCUGUAAGCCUGUAUGAAAUCAAAGCUUAGGAAGAAAUAACGUGUAAUCAAUUUCUGUAGAUAGCCCCUUUCUUGACGGGAAACCUCGGCUGUGAAACAGUUUUAAUUAAGUGGUGGCCUCUUUAAGACAGAUUGUUGUGGCUUGCUAGAGAAAUAUUGUAAAGGGAAAGUCAUUUUUGUUUUUAUCCUGGAGUAAUAUUACGGCAAAAAAGUUGUACCCCCUGUUCACUAUGCACCUCUUUAAAAGCAUUGGAGUUCUUUCUUAAUUUACUGCAAAAUCAUCAAAUCAACUAAUGAAACUUUAAAUCAAGAAAUACAACGCAGCUUUCCAGCCGAGGUUUCCUUUUACAUUUUGCAAUCCUGUUUCUCCAGCAGUAUUUUCCAUGUAUGUAGGUUUUUACUCUGAGAUGGCUUUUCUUUACUGCUUUCAAACAGUUCCUUUAAGGGACACGGAUUAACUGAGUUGACGGUAUUUUUCACGUGACGAGGGAACGAACAAUAAACAGUAUAGAUCUUCAUGACGUGCCCUAUGUAAUGUUGCUAGAUUUUGCCAAUGAGCGAAUUCUUGACUUGAGUGCGUGGGCGUAACUGGGACACACUUUGCACAGACAAGGUUGCUUUAAUUUAUCGAUUCGGUGUUGUUAAGGCGAAACCAAAC